Molecule: messenger RNA, 495 nt
Organism: Peronospora belbahrii
Lineage: Eukaryota; Oomycota; Peronosporomycetes; Peronosporales; Peronosporaceae
Source: the annotation of a GenBank genome assembly
AUGAUAAUUGGUCUUGAUAAUGCCGGUAAGACGACUUUCCUCUAUAAGAUCAAAUUGGGCGAGUUGAUCACGACAAUUCCCACCAUUGGGUUUAAUAUUGAAACCUUUGACUAUAAGAAUAUUAAAUUUACUGCUUGGGACAUUGGUGGACAGGAAAAGAUUCGUUCACUUUGGAUGCAUUACCUCUCUAAUAAUGAUGCCGUCAUCUUUGUCGUUGAUGCGUCCGAUAUUGAACGUCUUGAUGAAGCAAAAGAAGCUUUACAUUUGAUCUUUGAGUCUGACGAACUUGUCAAUACGAAAUUACUUGUAUACGCUAAUAAACAAGAUCAACCCAAUGCCUUGUCAGCUCAUGAAGUUCGUGAGAGAUUGGAGUUAUUGGAAGUGACGAAGAAUCCUACCUAUGUACAGCCAUGUAUUGCAACUACUGGAGAAGGACUGUAUGAAGGUCUGGAUUGGUUGAGUAAAGCGGUGAUGGGUGAGGACAUAACAGAGUAG